Molecule: messenger RNA, 255 nt
Organism: Orbilia oligospora ATCC 24927
Lineage: Eukaryota; Fungi; Ascomycota; Orbiliomycetes; Orbiliales; Orbiliaceae
Exons: 2
Coding region: 1-255 (84 amino acids)
Source: RefSeq, a predicted model, not a curated record
AUGAAAUUCACAGUCCCCUUCUUCUCGAUUCUAGCCAUAAGUACCACCGUCCUGGCUUAUGGCUACGGCGACGAACCAGACGAACCAGCCCCAAAGUGUACAAAAACAAUUUCCAAAACAAAGUGGAUUACAAGCCGGGUUACAAGCCGGGUUACACAACCCGUGUACAUCACCAGAUCGAUCCUAGUAGCAACUACCAUAACAAAGUAUGUGACUUCUACUGUUGCAGCUGGUAGCGAGACGGAGGAAGAGUAA